This is a messenger RNA of Paraglomus brasilianum, 265 nucleotides long. Lineage: Eukaryota; Fungi; Glomeromycota; Glomeromycetes; Paraglomerales; Paraglomeraceae. The record is from the annotation of a GenBank genome assembly.
AACAAAGAACUAACUCCAUUGGUUAAUGGAAUUGGUAGUAAUAAACCAAUUGACAAAGUUGUUAGUCAAUUUGAAGAUAUUUUUUUUGCUGAAUCUGAAUAUGAAUUUGAUCACAAAGAAGAAGAAAAUGAUCUUAAAACUCCAGGAGUAGGUGGUCGCAAGUUUUUUGAUUUAAUAGCUGAAAAUAAUAAAAAUACUUCAAAUGAAAUAUAUACAUCUACUGCACCAGCUACUACUGAAAUUUAUGGAUCAAUUAUCAAAACUG